Striga hermonthica is the source of this 810-nucleotide messenger RNA. The record is from the annotation of a GenBank genome assembly. NCBI's taxonomy places the organism in Eukaryota, Viridiplantae, Streptophyta, Magnoliopsida, Lamiales, Orobanchaceae.
AUGUCUAAGGAAUUAGAACAAAGCUGCAACAAACAACAUAGGUGGUCUCUUCAAGGCAUGUCAGCUCUAGUCACUGGUGGUACAAAGGGAAUUGGGUACGCUAUAGUUGAGGAGCUUGCCGGUUUUGGGGCGAGUAUUUAUACGUGUUCGAGAAAUCAAGUCGAGCUUAGUGAAAGGCUUAAAGAAUGGGAAGAAAAAGGGUUUAAGGUAAAAGGUUGUGUUUGUGAUUUGGCUUUAAGAACACAAAGAGAGGAGCUUAUGAAAAAUGUGGCCAUGGCUUUUGAUGGCAAGCUCAAUAUCCUUGUGAACAAUGCCGGGAUGACUAUAAUGAAGCACGCAUCGGAUUACACGACCGAUGAUUUUGGUCGUAUAAUGACAACAAAUUUGGAGGCACCUUAUCACAUUUCCCAAUUGGGAUAUCCUUUGCUCAAAGCUUCUAAAUCGGGAAAUAUCGUGUUCGUGUCUUCUGUCGCGGGCUCCGUUGCCCUUCCUGCUCUCUCUGCUUAUGCUGCAUCUAAAGGUGCAAUAAAUCAACUGACAAAAAAUUUAGCUUGCGAAUGGGGUAAGGACAAUAUUAGAACAAACACUGUAGCUCCAUUUGGGGUUAGAACUGAUAUUGUGAAACAUGAGGUUCUGGACCCAUCGAUCCUGAAGUUUUUCGGGCCAUUAACGGGCCGAACCCAACUGGGCCGGAUUGCAGAGCCCAAUGAAGUGUCGUCGCUGGUCGCAUUUCUUUGCUUGCCGGCAGCUUCUUACAUCACCGGACAGGUUAUUCAUGUUGAUGGAGGCUUUACAGCAGGAAGUUUCUAG